CUCACUGACAAUUUCACUAAGGUAUGACCGGCUGACUGACUGAUUGACUGAAUGACUGAUUGAGUGAGUGAUUUGUGGCUAUUGUAGUGAUGAAGACUGCAUGAUCGAGUGACUGGCUGGCUGAAUGAAUGAUGAAUGAAGUGAGUGGAAGAUUGUCGUAGUGGUGAAAGAAGAAUGAAGAAUGAAAGAAAGAUUGUUGUGGUGAAAGAAUGAAUUAAUGAAUGUUGUAGUGGUGAAAGAAUGAAUGAAAGAAAGAUUGUCGUAGUGGUGAAGGAAAUGAAAGUGCCGUAGUGGUGAAAGAAUGAAUGAAGAUGCCGUAAUGGUGAAAUAAUGAACGAAAGAUUGUCAUAGUGGUGAAAGAAUGGCGUUGAAAUGAAUGAAUGACUAUCGUAGUGAUGAAUGAAUUAAUGAAAAAUGCCGUAGUGGUGAAAGAAUGAAUGAAAAAUUGUCGUAGUGGUGAAAGAAUGGCGUUGAGAUGAAUGACUUGUAGUGAUGAAUGAAUGAAAGAUUGUCGUAGUGGUGAAUGAAGAAUGAAUGAAUGAAAGUGUUGUAGUGGUGAAAAAAAAAUGAGUGGAAAAUUGUCUUAGUGGUGAAGCCUAGCGUAGUGAUGAAUGAAAGAUACAGUGAUAAAUUAAUGAAGGAAUAUAAUAGUUCUUGUAGUGAUGAAUUAAUGAAAGAAAAACGUAGUGAUGACUGAAAAAAUUGAGUAAAUGAGUUAUAUAGUAGUGAUGAAAGACUAAAUGAAUACCAAUAAUUAAUAUACUCAUAGUGAUGAAUGAGUGAAUAAAAAGAUACUUGUAGUGAAGAAUAAAUGAAAAAUAACAGCUCUAGCAAAGAAAACAGAUAAAAAAAAUGACUGACUGACAAUCCAGCUUAACCCAGCCUAUCCUAACCCAACCCAGCUUAACCCAGCCUAUCCUAACCCAGCCCAACCUUACAGAAAUUGAAAUGAGAGUGGAAACUGGCCAAAAAUGCAGAAAAAGUGGAAUAUUAUGCCUUUUUUUCCUCUACUGUCAGCUCUUCUUAUGCCCAUCACCUUCUUCAUCUCGUAUGCUUGGGCCGUGGCGCUGGGACAUGUGGAGCCAGUGUUCCCCUACAUUAGUUCCACUGGUGCCUACCCCCCCGAGAGCAGCUUUUUCUCCUUCAUGCUAGAUAUUGUGGCUUUGCUAAUUGCAGUGACAGUGUGGGGACGACAUAAGCAGAUCGAGAGUUACUCCAGCCAGGCACUCAUAAACAAGGACCUUAAGACCACCAGCAGGGUUGCCACAUUCUUCGGUCUUCUCUCUGCCUUUGGUCUGUUUCUUGUUGGGAAUUUUCAGAGUGUGAUGUCACUGAACCUGUCGCCGCGAGUGAAUGGGCGGGCAGUGAUGGUGGUGCGGUUUGUGUGUUCGGUGAUGGCAACACUGUUUCUCCUCAUCACCAUUGUGUUCUCCGUUCUGCACGACAUGGCCAACGAGGGAAAGGAUAACUCUUACUUGCCGGAGAGCAGCGACUGGUGGAGGAGAGAGGGGAGGGAGAAAUGGAGCUAUCACAUCUUGGCCACCUCCAAUGAAUGGCUGCUGUCCUUCACCUACGUCAUAAUGCUGCUCACCCUUGUUCCUGAGUUCAAGAGGCUGUCCUUCCAUGGGGUCAAGAUAGAGUAUGACAGGGAUCGGCGGCAGGUCAGAGAAACGGAUUUGCCAAGGUCAACUGACGCUAUUGUCUCCACAAGGGCUCAAGACACUGCUCUGUAACACCGCUCCACCACCACCACCACCACCCACAGCACCACAAAGGAGGCACCAGCACCAUCACAACAAGUCUAUAAUUAUUUUUCUAACUUAUGUACCAGUUAACCAGUUACUCGUGUGUGUAUGUGUGUGUGUAUGUGUGUAUGUAUGUGUUCUAUUGCUAUUAUUGCUUUUAUUAUUUCUAUUUUCUUUCUUUGCUAAUGUUUUUGAAAUAGUGAAGACUGUGGCCAUUAAUCU
This is a messenger RNA of Portunus trituberculatus (swimming crab), 1967 nucleotides long. Its product is annotated as DNA damage-regulated autophagy modulator protein 2-like. Lineage: Eukaryota; Metazoa; Arthropoda; Malacostraca; Decapoda; Portunidae. The transcript is spliced from 7 exons. The coding region runs from base 972 to 1733 and encodes 253 amino acids. The record is from RefSeq and is a predicted model, not a curated record.